Molecule: messenger RNA, 1470 nt
Organism: Nematostella vectensis (starlet sea anemone)
Lineage: Eukaryota; Metazoa; Cnidaria; Anthozoa; Actiniaria; Edwardsiidae
Exons: 3
Coding region: 231-1172 (313 amino acids)
Source: RefSeq, a predicted model, not a curated record
GCAUUUCUAGCCAAGUACCGCGUCGAAUGAGAUAAAGGGUUUCGAACUCAUUAACGGUACUCUUAACGAGUUGGAAAUACAGAGUUUUCUCUUUCUCCGGCAAAAGUAACAGCAAGUUUGGUAUACUAGUCCUCAGAUUAUCGCAUUUGUAAGGCUGUGAGAAUUCAGCUCCUGCAAAUCAAUCGCGCAGAUUAUUAGAUUUCUAACUAUUGGGUUUAUUAUUCUAAGAGAUGGCAGACCUGCGGAAAUCCAUAAUGCAUUUCGCUCGUGAAAACUUCGGAGAAGACUAUUACCCAGUCCUGCACGGCCGUUGCACUAGCCUGGAAUGCUUGGCACUUCUUAUUCAACCAAAAAGGGGAUUCAUUCCAUUUAGCAAACAGAGGAUGACCGUGCUCUCAAGUGUUGGGCGCUUUGCUGACAAUCCUGAAGACUUCAUCGCCAUGUUCAAGUCAAGGGUCAGGAGAAGCAAACGAAGUCUCGAGAAGGAAGAAAUCAGUUCUGUUUUCGACUCUCAUGAUGUUGGUGUUGAGAUGCUUGACAGCAUGGGAAUGGAUUUGAAGAUGACGAAUGUGGACGGCGACCUAAAACUAGGGCAGCUGGACGAAGAGUACUUCCUAGACGCGGAUAUUCGUGAGAUUUUAAGCUGUACAACCUUAAAGAGUAGUAUCAUGGAUGCCUAUGCCGGUCACAGGCUUUACAUAGCCACUGGGAUAGUCUACAGUAACAAAUUUAAGCUGGUAGGCGCAAGAGAGUCGCAGUUGCAAGUAGGAGCGCAAGCCAGCAUUUCACUUCCCUAUAACGCGUCGAUGACUCACGCUCAAGCGAGUGCGAGUGCUGGGUACCGCCACACCCAAAGCUAUGGUUGCCCCCUCACAAGGAAGUCCCGUGCCCCUCUACUAUUCACACUCGCCAGGGUAAACUACAAUAAGGCCUCAAGAACUCUGGAGAUCCCCAAGGGGAAGUUCAUUGGCAAACGGGUCAAGGUGCUGAGGCCACGUGGUUUCAAACAAUCCUCUACACAGGGAUUCCAAGAGUGCAAGUCAGAAAGAGCCGUGUUCAAACAAUAUCCAGUCGUGGCUGCUGCCGCUAUUUCCGGUAAUGACGAGAACGGGGAUACCUCAGAUGAUGAUGAUAUUGUAAUGGCACCAGUCGAGCUAGAAGAAGAGGACUAACUAUGGAUUCUUCUCCAGAUAAAUCGCAAAGAGCACUUUAAAGCUGUUACUUUAUUUAUAGCUAAGCUAGCUAACGUCCCACGGGCUCCUUACGUCCCCCCUCGGAGUUUAUCUUUAGAAGAAAUGUAUUGCAUCUUAGACAAUAUGGUGUUAUGGUACAGGAAGGGAAUGAAUGAUGUCUUAUGCUUUUCAACAACAAAAUGGUUAUAUAGAUCUAGGCAAUGACUGAAGCACACUUAAAAAGGUUGACUUAAAAAAUCUCUCAUAAAUUUUAUUGCCAAAAAAGCUGCAAAAUUUA